AUGGAUUGUAUGGAACUUAGGCACAUUGUUGCCUGCUACGAAUCACUGAGGAACUUACCUCCAUUUUAUGUUGAUGACCAGGAAUCUGAAUGGCUGAGGGAGACACUGCACAAGUGGCUAGACGACGAGUACUGCCCGGAGCCGGCCAACGUGGACAUCAGCAGCACCGCCGCGCGGUCGCACCGCGAGUCCCUGAUAGCGGGGCAGUCCGACCUGGGAGAGAUCUUGCUGAAGAUGGUGGUCGACCUGGACAAGCUGUCGUACAGGGAGAGCUUCCAUGGCCCCUUCUCGGCCGCCAACGCCGCGUUUCUACCUGACAGGACUGAUCCAAUGCGAUUGUUCAUGGGUGUCGUCGACAGGAAAUGGUGA
Molecule: messenger RNA, 369 nt
Organism: Miscanthus lutarioriparius
Lineage: Eukaryota; Viridiplantae; Streptophyta; Magnoliopsida; Poales; Poaceae
Source: the annotation of a GenBank genome assembly